CCCUCCCCUCCUGGGCCUCGGUACCGGCGGCCUCGGCCUUGGGGAGGCUGUCACCUUGGCAGGGGAGAAAUCCUCUAUACGUGCGGUCGUGCGGAGCUGCCUACCGAAAGCUAAAUGAGAUCACUGCAUGCUCUCUCUUUUGGAAGAGGUGGUCAAAGGAAAUGGAUAGCUAUUCAGACUUCAGUGCAGAGAACCUCUCAUCUUCAGCUAAUAUGUCUAUUUCUUUGCCUGGACAAGUUGGACUCAAUACCACCAGCGGUCCUCCUUCUAUGUCAAUAAGCAGGCUUUUCCCAGCCCUGUUAGAAUGCUUUGGGAUAAUUCUUUGUGGCUACAUAGCUGGAAGAGCCAACAUUAUCACUUCAACUCAGGCCAAAGGACUGGGAAACUUUGUCUCACGUUUUGCACUCCCAGCACUACUGUUCAAAAACAUGGUGGUACUUAACUUUUCUAAUGUGAAUUGGUCUUUCCUGUACAGUAUCUUAGUUGCCAAAGCUGCUGUGUUUUUCUUAGUCUGCGUUUUAACCUUGUUGGUAGCCAGUCCUGAGAAUCGAUUUAGCAAAGCAGGUUUGUUCCCUAUUUUUGCUACACAAAGCAAUGACUUUGCACUGGGAUAUCCGAUAGUUGAAGCUUUAUAUCAAACCACUUACCCAGAGUAUCUCCAGUACAUUUACCUAGUGGCUCCAAUAUCUCUUAUGAUGCUAAACCCUCUGGGGUUUAUUUUCUGUGAAAUCCAGAAGUGGAGGGAUAAUCGCACUGUGUCCCAAAGCAAACUCAAAAUAGUGGGCCUAGCACUCCUUCGAGUUCUGCAGAACCCAAUUGUAUUCAUGGUCUUCAUAGGAAUUGUCUCAAACUUUAUUCUUGGCCAGAAAAUUCCCGAAUACCUUGAAAAUUUCCUUGACGGACUGGGCAGUUCAUUUUCUGGCUCUGCACUUUUUUACCUUGGACUAACCAUGGUGGGACAAACAAAAAAACUGACAAAGGGUAUGUUUGUUGCACUGAUCCUUCUCAUCACAGCUAAACUACUUAUGAUGCCAUUUCUCUGUAGAGAAAUGGUAGAACUCCUGGACAAGAGUGACAGCGUAGUCAACCACACCAGUUUAUCAAACUAUGCAUUUCUUUAUGGAGUUUUUCCAGCAGCACCUGGUGUCGCAAUAUUUGCAGCUCAAUUUAAUAUGGAAGUGGGAAUUAUUACCUCAGGCAUGGUGAUAAGCACGUUUGUGUCUGCACCUAUCAUGUAUGUUUCUGCGUGGCUGUUGACCAUUCCAUCUAUGGAUCCCAACCCACUGGCAUCUGCACUCCAAAAUGUUAGCUUUGACAUCAGUAUUGUCAGCCUCGUUUCUCUGAUUUGGUCUCUCAUUGUUGUUCUUCUGAGUAAGAAAUACAAACAGCUUCCUCAUAUGAUUACAACAAAUCUACUUGUUGCUCAGUUUAUUGCUUGCAUUGGAAUGGUGAUAUGGAAUUUCAUUGUUAAAGAGAAAGACAUCACAUUGCAGAUCCUAGUAUUUAUAUUUCUCUACAGCUCACUUUAUAGCACCUACCUGUGGACAGGUUUUCUAUCUUUCUCUCUCUUUCUGUUGAGGAGGAGAGAAACAGUGAAGAUUCCCAUUGGGUUUAUUAUCAUAGCUGGAUGGGGAAUCCCAACACUUCUGGUGGGAAUCUUGUUAAUAGUUGGUGAACAUAACAGCACUAGCAUUGACUCUGCCUUUUUCUAUGGAAAACAGCAGAUAAUUACCACAGCAGUGAUCCUGUUCAUCAGUAUAUUGAUGUCAGGCAUCUCGCUUAUGUGCAUGAACAGAAAUAGACAAGAAUCAAGCUAUGAGGUACUGAACCCAUAUUCACCUCGUAGCCAAGCAGAGGAGGUUGAGGUGGAAGGGAAUGCGGGGAAUCGAGUUUCAGCCACUGUGCCUCAACCUUCUGCAGGGUCUUCUGCUCAACCUUCUGUGGCAUCUUCUGCACAGCCAUCUCCAGAAAGAGGUUGCUGUUCUUGUCAGACAACAAAUGGGGAAUUACCCUGUGCUAACGAGAGUAAAGCUGUGCCAAAUGCUGUUGAAAGCAAGGUUCCUUCCAUUGAAACAGCUGAUCAGUGUGUGAGUCAUUGCAGUACUCGAACCUGUGUACUGGCUCAGGAAGAACAGCUUCUACAGACUGGAGACAAACAGUUGGCGAGACACGUGCUGCUGUGUUUACUUCUUGUUGUUGGCUUGUUUGCUAAUCUUUCCAGUUGUUUAUGGUGGCUGUUCAACCAAGAGCCUGGAAGGCUAUAUGUGGAAUUGCAGUUCUUUUGUGCUGUGUUUAAUUUUGGUCAGGGUUUCAUUUCCUUUGGUAUUUUUGGCUUAGAUAAGCAUUUAAUCAUUCUGCCAUUCAAGCGAAGACUUGAAUUUCUCUUGGGAGGUAGAGAAGCAGCAGAGCAUACAGAUCCCACUCUACCCGAGGAAAUCAGGAUGACCUGUCAACAGUUUGUUCGUUAUCAUAGAGAUCACUGUGUCAAAAGCAUUGUCAAAGGCAGAAGGUGUGGUGCAAAGAUCUCCACUGGCAUCUUCUUUGGCUGUGACCUGGUGAACUGGCUCAUCCAAGUUGGCCUUGCCUCUGACCGUGGUGAAGCUGUGAUGUAUGGAGACAGACUGAUGAAAGGAGGUGUCAUCCAGCACAUUACGAAUGAAUUUGAAUUUCGGGAUGAAUAUUUGUAUUACCGCUUUAUUCCUAAGAGAUCAACUACAGCUGAGAGCCAAUGACCUGAGCAUGUAGACAGAGGACGGGCAGGUGGGGGUAAACGUGACCAUCUCCUCUGCAUUUGCCACCGCACUUGGAAGUGUCCCUUUCUCAGGGCUUCUAGGGAGUUGUGUCACGCUCUCUUGCGAAGUUACAAAAUGUGGUUCUACUUGUGUCUAUUCUGAAGAAAAUAGUAGCAAGUGAUACUCUCAGUGAGUGUUUGAACCAGAAUGCAGCUAGAAUAAAACAAGGUACUCUGGAUUUAGAGCAUUUUCUCCAUUUUCAGCAAAACAAACAGUAAAAUUAUGUGUGUCACUGAUGUUUUUAUACCUGCACUGUAACAGCAGCUUUAGUGACUGGUUCCACAAUCAGGGGGAAAAAAAAACAAAACACGUGAAUGAGAGGAAUAUUUUAUGUUGCCAUUUGUUUUCAGUAUUUCAGUGUGAUUUAAGGUCAGGCUUCCCACUGACUUCACAGAAAUAGGAUUUUUUUUCUGUCAUACCCCAGUUUUUACUACUGUAUACUCUUGUCUAACACCAGAUUUUUUUUUCUGGCUGUUUUUUACCUUGGAUGAGGCAGUUUGUUUCUCCCUUAAAGAUAAAGUCCUCCACUCAUGAUAGUAGAAUUGUUGUGAAGAUGAUUACGAUGUAAGAGGAUUAACGCUGAGGAAAUAGUGGGGGGAAAAAAGGUUUUGCACAAAAAUACCAUGAAAACUUAUAUAUAAAAAUAAAUAAUAAUAAUAACCAUCACUUCACAUACUAGGAAGCAAUAUAAUGGAUUUUAUAUAUCUAAACAAUUGGUUCUGAAGUUUUGCCUUUUGGCAGUACUAACAGCUUUGUCAAGAUUUGAGUUUUACCUUCUGAAAUAAGCCUUUCCAUUUUAAUUCAGAAGUGCAAGCCUCAAAGAAAGAAGUUAUGGAAGCCCUGGAUACCUGUGCAAGUUACAACCAAAAAUUGUAUCAAAUUACAAAACUUCUAAAUGACAUGCAAUGACUUCUAAAUCUAUUCUAUAAACAGUUGUAACAGAACAUCAAAGCUGGGCUUUAGAAAAACUAAAGACCUUUAAAAUGUUGUUAUUGGGGUAUGUAACAAAGUUUCCUAGUAAGUCUCCGUAUCCCUCUGUGACAUCAGUGUCAUUCAGUGUUCUGUGCACUGAAAGCACAAUCUGAGAAUCCCUACAUCCGCCAGCAUACUUUUGAAAAAGUUGAAGACAAACCAUAGUAUCUGACAGCCAUUACGCUGCCCUUCUAAAUUGUAAGAAUGGCAUUUGUUUGUCUUUGUAAAAUAUUACCUAAUGAAGGGAAAGAACACAGGUAUUUGGGGGAAAAAAUUGCUUAUCUGGAACAGUCAAGCAUUUGAACAACUCUUCUCAUCCUUCUUUUUUAAAAAAGUGUUGUUUUUUUUUAAAUACAUAGAUUUUAUUACAACUACUUAUGCGUCUACUUUGUAUUAAGAAUUAAAACUGAUUUUAGCAGCAUAAACUGCUGUUCAGGAAACAGUCAUUUUAUGGUAGCUAUGACUCCAUGCAAGACUUAUAUUGGAAAAAUAAUUCUUUUUACUGUCAGUCUUAUUGCACAUCUGCAGUCUGCACUGAAACAUAGCUACGUAUGUAUACUAUACAAGCUGACACUUUAAUGUUUUCCAACAACAAAAUAAUUGAUAUUUGUAUCAGGCUGCGGCCACAAAGAAAAUGAUAGCUUAUUUCCAUUACAAUUGCUGAAGACAGCUACAUCAGAUAUUUUGGAAUAAUUAAAUAUACGUGGCUUAAGAGUAGAAGCUGUGAGUAUGUCUGGCUUCUAAAUACUGUAACUUAUCAAUAAAUCUAUUAUUUGAUUUCAGAGUUCUGAGUUUUGGUGUGAUACAAGAAGUGGGAGGGUUACAUGUGUGUGUCAAGUUUUAUAAGAAAUAUGUCUGAGAAGUUUGUUAAAGUUGCUCUUGGAUUUCAAAUUUUGCUAUAUCUUAAAUCCAUUCUUGAUGCUUUUUUAAGUAUGUAGAGGAUUUGUUAAUGGAUGCCCACCAGUUAUCUUCUAACAGCCUGCCUGCUACUUAUACCAGCAAGGAGCUAAUUCAGAUCUUCAGGAAUGUUUUGCAUUAACCUCUCCUUACCAAAUAUUUAUUUUUGAAGAUCCUUCAGCUGUUGAAAAAGUUGUUCUUAGUUCAGUUUUAUGCUCCAAAACAGAGUCAUUGUUCUCGCGCUCAUCUCUUUUGUCAUUUUCAUCGCUAAAGUCCUUGCCCUGGCCUCCCUUUUUAUAAUGGCUCUAAUAUUCCCUACAUUUGAUCACAACGUACCUGUCUUAAGUAAGAAACGGUUCAAAACAUCUGCUUAGAGAAAGCUCCCUUUCAAAAAUCCAAUGUAGAGAACAUCUUUUAUUAACAACUGGCAAAAAAUAUGGUGAGAUUAACUGUUACAACACUGCUGAUAUCAUACCUGUUAGUCUUAUGAGCAUUUAUGAUAGUUAAUGAAUAGACUAAAGAAUCUAUCAAUCAAAUAUGGAACAAACUAAUCUAUUCCUAAAUCACUGGGUACUUUUGGAAACUAAGAAUAGACUUUGAAUAACAUUAGAAAGUUAUCUGACUCGUAUCUGACAACUAAGGAGCACCAGUAAGCUUUGAAAUAGUUGAUAAUCCCGUGUAUGUUGAUACUUUAUUUACUGAUGUGUGAAUUUUUGGUGGUUAGAAGUAGCUUUGCUUUAAAGAUGUGGCCAGUGGUGCAAUAAGUUCUUCUAUUUUGAAGGUUGAUUAGUUUGGGAUAAAUAGCGGUUAACUUGAAAGCUCUAAUUCUGUGAAAACAUUCACUGAACAAGAGAGUAAGUCCAGGGGGAUCUCCAAUGAAACAUAGGAUCUUUUUUUCUAGCAUUAAUUUCAAAAUAUUUACAAUAAUGGACAGGGGUAGAUAUUAAACACAAAAUUUUUAGGUAGCAGGUUUUUGUUUUUUUCUUAAAUAAUGAUCCUUCAUAAAGCUCUAGAUAUAAAUAAAUAAAUAAUAAUUUAGAUGAAAUACGUGCAAAGUUUGCCCUCUAGAGGACAUUCUGAUUGUUGUUGUUUUUUUUUUUAAAUGGAUGGUUGUGGGAGGGAGGUAUAGCUUCUCAUCCUGGUCUCAUCCUUGUUUUGUGUUUUGCACUGCAUGUGUUCUAGGAGGAUGAAAUCCCAGGAAGAAAGGUACCAAAAUAUACUGUACUCUGUCAUCCAUGCCUUGAUCUAUCUGAAAACACAUUGUUUUUACUGUGUGUCCUGUAGACGAAUAAAUGAAAGACAACACCAAAACCAGAGGAAUAGCUGGACUAUGUCUACCUAUAUUAGAGCUUGACCAUUAUGCCUAACCUGGUGGCCUGGUUAAUUGACGCCCUGUAAUUAGAUGGCCAAAAAGUUCACUUAAAGGCCUGUACCACAACCUUCACUACUUCCAUUCUUCUAUAACUUUACUUUAUUUGCAGCGUCACAUAAAAUUGUCUGUCUCGUUCUGCUA
Cygnus atratus (black swan) is the source of this 6174-nucleotide messenger RNA. It is a transcript of the gene GPR155, whose product is annotated as G protein-coupled receptor 155. Gene Ontology annotation, biological process: transmembrane transport; intracellular signal transduction. Lineage: Eukaryota; Metazoa; Chordata; Aves; Anseriformes; Anatidae. The transcript has 16 exons. Bases 162 to 2732 code for a protein of 856 amino acids. The record is from RefSeq and is a predicted model, not a curated record. Gene Ontology annotation, cellular component: membrane.